CACUGUGCGGCGUCGGGUGGGGUCAGGUCUAUAUCACGCGCAAUCAGCUGACGCUCCGCAUUGCAGACUACAGAGUCCAGCGGCGCUAUGUACGCGCUCUUCCUCCUCAGCAGCCUGCUGGGCUUGGCUCUUGCCAGCCCUGUUGCAGACCUGAGAAAAUGCUCCGGAGGCUCGGGGGUGCUGUGUCAGGACCUCAAGACAGCGGCUGACUGUGGGGCGGUGCGGCACUGCCGGCAGACCGUGUGGAGCAAGCCCAGGGUGAAGUCCCUCCCGUGCGACAUAUGCAAACAGGUCAUCACUGCGGCUGGCGACAUGCUAAAGGACAACGGCACUGAGGAGGAGAUCCUCUCUAACCUGGAGAAGGUUUGUGACUGGCUCCCGAACCCCAACCUGUCCACCUCCUGCAAGGAGGUGGUGGACUCCUACCUGCCUGUCAUCCUGGACAUGAUUAAAGGGGAAGCGAGCAAUCCUGGCGAGGUGUGCGCCGCCCUUAGCCUCUGCGAGUCUCUUCAGAGGCACUUGGCGGAGCUGAACCGCCAGAAGCAGCUCGAGGCCAACAGGAUCCCGGAAGCCGACCUGCCUGAGGUGGUGGCGCCCUUCAUGGCCAACAUCCCUCUCCUCCUGUACCCUCAGGACGGACCCCGAAGCCAGCCCCAGGCCCAGCCAAAGGCCAGCGGAGAUGUCUGCCAGGACUGUGUGCAGAUGGUGACUGACAUCCAGACCGCUGUGAGGACCAACUCCACCUUUGUCCAGGGCUUGGUGGAGCAUGCCAAGGAGGAGUGUGACCGUCUGGGGCCUGGCAUGGCGGACAUGUGCAAGAAUUAUGUCAGCCAGUAUUCUGAAGUUGCCGUCCAAAUGAUGAUGCAUAUGCAGGACCAGCAACCCAAGGAGAUCUGUGCACUGGUCGGGUUCUGUGAUGAGGUCAAGGAAGUGCCCAUGCAGACUCUGUUCCCGGCCAGAGUGGCCAGCAAGAAGGUCCUCUCUUCCCUGGAGCUGGUGGAGCCCCUUGAGCGGGAGCUGGUCUGGGCCCAGGAGAGUGUCACGUGCGAGGCGUGUGUGUACGUGGUGAAGAAGGUGGUCGAGUUGAUUGACAACAACAGUACUGAGGCAAAAAUCAUCCAUGCUCUGGACAGUGUAUGCUCAGUGUUGCCUGCGUCUAUGUCAGAGGUGUGCGAGGAAAUGGUGGAAACGUACGGCACCUCCCUCAUGUCGCUCCUUCUGCAGGAGCUGAGCCCCAAGCAGGUGUGCAUUGAGCUCCGCCUCUGUAUGUCUGGCAAGGGCCGCCUUGGCCAGCCCAAGCUGCCUGCGCUGCGCAGACUGCACUUGCCGGCUGCACACGUGGCUCCGCUUAAGGAUGGUGUCUUCUGCGAGAUGUGCAAGAAGCUGGUUGGCUACCUGGAGCACAAUCUGGAGAAAAACAGCACCAAGCAGGAGAUCCUGGGUGCACUGGAGAAGGGCUGUAGCCUCCUGCCUGACCCCUACCUGAAGCAGUGUGACGAGUUUAUGAGACAGUAUGAGUCCUUGCUGGUGGAAAUCCUUGUGGAGGUCAUGAACCCAUCCCUUGUGUGCCAGAAAAUUCAAGCCUGCCAGUCUGCCCGGAAGCUUCCCUUGGGAACUGAGAAGUGUGUGUGGGGCCCUAGCUACUGGUGCCACAACAUGGAGACAGCAGCGCAGUGCAAUGCUGUGGAACAUUGCAAACGUCACGUGUGGAACUAGGCCUCCUUCCUGGAGAAACUGUAGCACCUUUCCUCCUUGUGUGUCUGGGAUAAUGAGCACACAGAUCUGUAUGACUUUGUUACAAACUAGGUUCCUUCCCUUGACCCCCAUUUCUCUCCCUCAUUGUAGCAUUGCUGUCACCAUGGAGGCACUAUAGCCGCUUUCAGUGUCCUCUGUAUGCUGGAAGGCUGAGGACACACUGGGCUGAGGUCUCACCUGCCCUUGCAUGGCACCUGCUGGGGGAGUUCUCAGUGCCGGCUGGGACCGUCUCCCAAGCCCUGAGAGGUGCCCGGCUCUGGGGUCACCUCCUACCCUACAGAGGGACAGUCCCCCUUUCCCGCUGCCAAACAAAGGCAGUUUCAUAUGAAAGAUUAGAAGCUCAGCAUAAUUAGGUUUUGAAAGUAACACAAUCUUCUCUGUACUAGCACAGAGUUUGGGAGUAGCUGUUGGUGGUUCAGAGGACACUGGUGGGCAGCAGGUUUGCUGUCCUGGGUCAACCUUUGAUUCUGCUUUCCUGUCUUUUCCUAUGGAUGCCUUGUUUGAGCUUCUAGGGGUAGGGUGGGGCGGGGAGGGGCAAUUGCCUGACCGUAACUUGCUGGCUGUGCUCAGGGCCCAUAGGCCUGGCUUUUGUGUGAGGCCUUCGCAUAGUGGUGACCACUGUCUGCUCAUUCGUGUGUUGCUGCUAGGGCCCUGCCUUGUGCUCGGCAUCCCCUGGCCCCCCUUCCCUUUCAAAUCCAUGUGGAUGACAAGCUCCUAAGCCUCUGCCUGGUAGAGGGUGACAAGCUGAGGCACCUGCAGGGUGGGUACUGGCUGGGUCUUGGCUGCUGCCUGUCUGGUCCCUGAAGCUUCUCUUCCAUUUCUGGUUGCCAGGAGACUGCAAACAAAGCCAGCAAGCCAGCCACUUGCUGUUAAAUGGACUUAGUGAUUUUCAUUUGUUUUGCACUAAAGUUUCUGUGAUUUAACAAUAAAGUUCUGUUAACAAGA
Molecule: messenger RNA, 2700 nt
Organism: Heterocephalus glaber (naked mole-rat)
Lineage: Eukaryota; Metazoa; Chordata; Mammalia; Rodentia; Bathyergidae
Source: RefSeq, a predicted model, not a curated record